AUGAAAUCGUUACUCUUCGUUUAUUUGUUAAUUCAAAUUUUUGCAGUAGCUGCUCAACCAUCCGAAGAUCCAGAAGAUGCGAAAGAAUUUAUUCCAACAAACGAAUGGCAAACGAUUAGCGAAGGGCAACAAAUUCCACCUGGUCUUCAUAUUCGAUUGAAUCUCGAAACUGGCCUUCGAGAAGCUAAACUUUUGGACAAUAACGAACAAAAAUCAACAUCGAAUGAAAUCAUCGCGGUUUCACCUGAAGCAGAUCAAGAAGAAAUCAGUCGAAAAAAUCUUGAAAAAGCUUUUGCUAAUCUUGAUUUAAGCAAAGAUGAUGUUCAAAGUGAUGAAGCACACGAAGAAGACAUCCGCCAGCGAUUUCGUCCAUAUGACGAAUUAAAAAAAGAGUUCGAAUCGUUGAAUAUGAAAAUUCAAACCGAUCAAGAAAUUUUAGUGACUCUGAUCGACCAAUUAAAUAAAACCGAUAAUGAUGAUAAUACAAAAACAAUUCUAACCGAUCUCGAAUAUUAUCUACAUCAAUAUGAUAAUGCAAUACUCUUCGCUGAUAUGAAUGGCCUCGACUUACUCAUCGCUUUACUCAAUUCUACAAAUACCGAUGCUGAAAUUCGAAAUUUAGCCAGUCUUGCACUAGGCGCAGCUUUUCAAGGAAAUCCUAAAGUUCAAUUGAAAGCAUUACAAAGCAACUGUAUGCAACAUCUUUUACAUCUGUUAAAUAUAGAAUCAGAUGAUAAUAUAAUUCUCCGGCUUCUUUUUGCACUAUCAACUUUAUUGAGAAAUUUUCCGGCAGCUCAAAAAACUUUCCUCGAACAUAGUGGCGCAGAAUUAAUGAUUAAAAUGCUCGAUCUAAACAAUAAAAUAGCUGUACGAGCUCUUACGCUUAUGAAUGAUUUAAUUACUGAAAAAAACCAUGCGAUGGAUAUCAAAAAAGAAGCAUAUGAAAACUUACAUAUACUCAAUCAACUAGUUGAUUACGGUUGGUGUGCUCGUAUUUCCAGUCGAUUGGCAUUGUUGUUCGAUACAGAUAAUUUCGAUCAUAUUGACAAAACAAUAAACGCCAUGAUACCAUUGAUUGAUAUUUGUCGCGCAGAUUUCAUUCACCUGAUAUCAACACUCGACAAAUUCAAUACGAUUUAUAAACACAACAAUCUAAACGACUAUGCGGAUAUUUUCAAUAAUAUACAGAUACUCUUAACGCAAUUACGGCAAAGAUCAACGGACGAUUUGUAA
This is a messenger RNA of Rotaria socialis, 1233 nucleotides long. NCBI's taxonomy places the organism in Eukaryota, Metazoa, Rotifera, Eurotatoria, Philodinida, Philodinidae. The record is from the annotation of a GenBank genome assembly.